This is a messenger RNA of Beta vulgaris subsp. vulgaris (sugar beet), 2994 nucleotides long. Its product is annotated as UDP-glucuronate 4-epimerase 3. The transcript has a single exon. NCBI's taxonomy places the organism in Eukaryota, Viridiplantae, Streptophyta, Magnoliopsida, Caryophyllales, Amaranthaceae. The record is from RefSeq and is a predicted model, not a curated record. The coding region runs from base 1236 to 2588 and encodes 450 amino acids.
UAUGGGCAAUUUUCACCACUACCAUCAAUCCUAUGGCAUGAAACCAAUUAACUAAUCCAUAAUUAGCACCAAAAUUUAUCCCCUCCAGCCCACAUCUCCAAUAUUAUUUCAAUCCCAACCUUCCUUCCCCUCUAAAUGGCAAAUAAAUAAAUAAGAUUUCUACUCAAUUUGCUUAAAAUUAGAUGAGGAUAAAAUAGAAAGGCUAACUUUAAGGCAGUAUGACCAAUCAAAUUACUUCUCAAUGGAUAAAUUAGACUAGAUUCUUUUAUUCUCUUUUAAUUCUUCUCACUUUAUUCACAAGAGUAAUUUUGACUUUUAGUGGGUUGUCAAAUUUAGCAUAUCAAUAAGCAUUAAUUGAAAAUUCCUCUAUGUUUAAGUUUCCCUUUUUUUACCACAUAGUACUUCCUAGACUAGUACUUCCUAGACCUUAGUAGUAGUACAAUCACCAAAAGAGGAUGGGAAUGACAUAUUAAAAAAAAAAAAACUCAAAGGACACAAAAAAAAUUUUUUAAAAAAAAAUAGAAUAAAAUAAACUGAAAAAUAAAUUUACCUCACCUACCAUUGUAAUUUUCUACUUUUUUUUUUAUUAGGAAAGGAAAACUUAGGUUAAUCUCGUUAAUCCAAGGACCAGCCUAAAACAUUCCUACGAAUAAUUAGAGAAAAAUUGUAAUUUUUACUGUCUUUUGACUCUGAAUGGAUCUCCCUAUUUAGUAGCUUCAAGUUGAUCUGAAAAUUUUAAUCCCCCAUUUUUCUAAAAUUUCCUAAAUCUUUUUCUUCAUUUUCCUCUCUCUUUUCCAUAAUCAAAAUCAAAUCUCCUUAACCUUUACCUCUUUGAAACUCCAACUCUUCCAUCAACACAACUCACCUCUCCAAGAAACCAUAAGAUUCCUUCCCUUUCUUCCCACUAUCCCUCCCUUAUCUUCAACAAACUCCAUUUCUUAGCUCUCCUUAGAGAUAAGAGAGAGAAAAUCCCAAAACAAAAACACAAAAAAUUACAAAAAAAACAAGAACAAACUACCAUUGUAAUUUGCUACAAAUAUUUCUGCAAUUUACCCACAAAAAUUCCACAUUUUGAGCAAAACCCAGAUACCAAAACUCAAUUCUGAGCAAAACCCACAAAUUAUCUCCCCUCCCAUCUGUAUUAUUCAUCUUAAUUUCAGGUGGGAAGAUAAGAUUGUUUGUUUGUUUGUUUUUAUUUUUUUGAAAAGAUAAGAUUUGGUGGUUUUGGGUGUUGAAUGAAAGAAAUGGCUCACAUAGACAACUCCCCAUCAACACCAGGAAAGUUCAAAAUGGAGAAAUCUGGUUACAACAUUCACCACCAAUACCAUCAUCGUUUAAGAUGGCCUGUUGCAAAACUUACAUUUUGGUGUUGCAUUUUCGUUGGAUUAAUUCUAGUAUUUAUGUUGAGAUCAUCAUCUUCUUCUUCGUAUUCAGCCUCAGAUUAUAGAGAUAAAGAUAGUAUUAGUACUCGUCAUUCCCGUUCCCUCCGCACAUUCUCAUGGGGCGGCCCCUCAUGGGAGAAGCGCGUUCGAAACUCAGGUCGAGUUCGAGCUCCCAACGGUUUCUCUGUGCUAGUCACCGGUGCUGCUGGUUUUGUUGGCACCCACGUCUCAGCCGCAUUGAAGAGACGAGGUGAUGGUGUUUUAGGAUUGGAUAAUUUCAAUGAUUACUAUGAUCCUUCAUUAAAAAGAGCUAGACAAGCUCUUCUUGAUAGAAGUGGUGUUUUUAUUGUCCAAGGUGAUAUAAAUGAUGAACCUCUUUUAAAAAAGUUAUUUCAACUUGUUCCUUUUACUCAUGUUAUGCAUUUAGCUGCUCAAGCUGGUGUUAGAUAUGCUAUGCAAAAUCCUUCUUCUUAUAUUCAUAGUAAUAUUGCUGGUUUUGUUAAUUUGCUUGAAGUUUGUAAAUCUGUUAAUCCUCAACCUUCAAUAGUUUGGGCAUCAUCUAGUUCUGUUUAUGGGUUGAAUUCUAAAGUUCCAUUUUCUGAAAAAGAUAGGACUGAUCAACCUGCUAGUUUAUAUGCUGCUACUAAGAAAGCUGGUGAAGAGAUUGCUCAUACAUAUAAUCAUAUAUAUGGUCUUUCACUUACUGCCUUAAGAUUCUUUACUGUAUAUGGUCCUUGGGGUAGACCAGAUAUGGCUUACUUUUUCUUUACUAAGGAUAUAUUGAAGGGAAAAUCCAUACCAAUCUUUGAGGCUGCGAAUCAUGGCACCGUUGCUCGUGAUUUUACCUACAUUGAUGAUAUUGUCAAAGGUUGUUUAGGGGCUUUGGAUACUGCUCAGAAGAGUACUGGUAGUGGGGGUAAAAAGAAGGGUCCUGCUCAAUUAAGGGUCUUCAAUUUGGGGAAUACGUCGCCUGUUCCUGUUUCCGAUCUUGUUUCCAUAUUGGAGUCUCUCUUGAAGGUAAAGGCUAAGAGGACAGUCAUGAAGUUGCCUAGGAAUGGUGAUGUGCAGUAUACGCACGCCAACAUUAGCUAUGCUAAGAGGGAGCUUGGGUAUAAGCCCACCACAGAUCUGCAAGGCGGCUUGAAGAAGUUUGUUAGAUGGUACCUCAAUUAUUAUAAACCAGGAGGGAAGAAGAGCUCUGUGUGAGGCGUUUUCUUGAUGCUGUAACUUAUUCAAUGUUGCACCACGGUAGGGAUUAUGCCAAAUUCUUGUUCAUUGAUUCUUCGUAUGAUUGUUUUUUGGAGGUUUGUCUACUCAUUGCUGCAUCGAUUAUGUCCUAUUUGUGUAAUCUUAGCAAUGCCUUAUAAUGAGAGAAUACUUGCUUCACCCCGUGAUGGGAGAAGUUUUGGGAUUACAGAAAAUCGUUUGGGCAUCAUAAGCUGUACAAGAACCAUCUAUUUUUUUUUCUUUUCCCAUUCUUAAUCUCUUUCUUGAGAAUGUAAUUCGUUGUAGUUUCAGCAAAUGUAGAAUUCAUGAGUAAUAGAAUGUUGCCAAUUCAUGGACUUGUGUUAUUGCAAUGCAAUUUGAAUAAAGUUAGGACACAAUGCCUUCA